Messenger RNA from Lymnaea stagnalis (great pond snail), 2469 nucleotides. Lineage: Eukaryota; Metazoa; Mollusca; Gastropoda; Lymnaeidae. The record is from the annotation of a GenBank genome assembly.
GUCUAAUUUUGCUCUUAUGUGUACACUCCUGGUUUGUGCUAUUUAUAGGUCAAGUCUUGUGACUGUGACAAGCCAAUAAAAUUGCAGCUUUAUGUUUAACACCUUAUUUCUGAAUCAAGUUUUUAUCUUCAUGAAUAAAAGUUCAGUUGUAGCAUAAUUACAGGUAGCCCAGGUAAUUUUAUUUGGAGUAUGAUAGUCUUGGUGAUCAACUAAUUUCUUUAUGACAGUUUUACAGGACAGCAAUACAUUUUAGAAGUAUAUUUCUACAUUGGGAAUUAAUAUACUAUAUUUACUUCAGCAUUGACAUCUUAAGAUAUUGGCAGAAAAUUUUUGUGUGACUUACAAAUUCAAAUUUCCAAAUGGAUGAACAAAAAUUUGGAGGUAAAUAAAUUUCUUUCACAGAUAUUCCUCGUUUAUUUUAUAGUCAUAAUAAAUCAAGUGAAGCUUUUCUAACUAUUUUAUUGAUAAAAGUUUCAGUACAACAAGCCUUAUUCCAAAUAAAUAAAGUGAAGUAUUAAUUUGAAAGGUCCUGAUCCUCACUUUUUAAAUGUGUAUUUUAAUUUUUUCAAAAUUAGAAUAAAGACCAGCACAAUUCAAAUUAAAACAUCGCUUGUAACUUGUAACAGAAUUAAAGUCUGAAAGGUUUGAUUUAAAUCUUUUUUAAAAGUUUUUAAUUUCUUUUAAUUAUAAUAUUUUUAUAACUUACAGCCAACUCAAGCCAAACUGCAGAAAUGACGAGUGAUUUGCUAGCGCCUCCACCAUAUUCUGAGGCACCGCAAGAGUACACAGAAUAUGCAUCAGGAGGGUACGUUAACAUUAUGUACACCAACCAACCUUAUCAACAAAACUAUGGAUCAGUCCACACACAGACCAGUCCCAGACAGACACUCCCUGAAAUUCCAUCAGACCAGAAAUUUCCUAUUGAUGACCAGCAACCAGUUGGGACCCAAGAACUAUUUCAAACACAGCAACAUGAACCACCCGGUUACUACCAUGCCCAGCCACCUGCAGCAGAAGGCUACAUGCAACCACCCUCUCUCAGUAGGAAUCUGUUAACUGGACUUCCACCAUUGGUGAGACCCAGCUUUAUCCAACCCCAUCAAACGCAAGUUGUUGAGAGCAUAAAAGUUGGGAGGAGAAAAACAUUAUCUCAUGUCACAGACUUGGAGACAGGCAAGGAGUAUGACGUCAUGAAGAAAGUGAGCAGAACUGGAAGACGCAGCAAAGAGGUUAUAAAGGAAGUUGGCGGCCCAACAACAAUUGUCAAACAGACACCAUCAAGGACCAUAAUCCGACACAAGUGAAGAAAAAUACCACCACUGAGCACAUGUUAAAAUAAAUCUAAGGUUUUCAUCUGAAUCAAGUGAGCAAUACAUGUCGGUUCGUCCACAAGUAAACAUGAACAAAUUGUGAACCGACCAUUUAAAAAUGAGAAAAAUUGAACUGUAUUAAAAUUUAUUUUUUAAAACUUUUUUUAAGGAACUAUGGUCAUGCUAAUUUACAGCAAGGUUAUACCUCGAAUACUCAUUUAAGACUAGACAUCAAAUCAAUAUUUCUGAAAUUAUUUCAUCUAGGCUUGAACAAGAAGAUUUAAAAUUUUUUUUUGCUAAUUUCAACUAUGACAAUUUUAAAAUGAUUACAAUUUAGAUCUUGAACUUCAAAGCUGGAAAUUAAGAGAUUUAUUGCAUGCAUUAGCAUAUAGAUGCUUGAAGGGAAUGGUUCAUUACUGAAUUCAGGAAACAAAUGUCAAUACAUCAAUGUGGGAGAUUUUACGUUUACUGGCCUGCAGGCAUAUUCAUGGCAUUGUGAAUUUCCAUAUUUUUAAUAAGAUAUGAUACAGGCCAGUGCUAGAUAAUCUACUAACACCAGCUAAUCUACCAGCAUUGCUAUACAAACAAGUGCUUUUUAUCAUGAUAAAAUAAAUAUUGAGGCAGUCUAUGUCAAUGGACCAAAUGUGUCUGUUUAUAAAGUGGGUAGACUAGGAAUUUUAAUCAGUAAGGAAUUUUUAAAGAGCAUUAAGUUAGAUGAUAAAUAUGUGACCACAAAAUAAACACUCACUUCAGAAUAUUAAAGUUGGACCUACUUUAUUUGAUGUGUCAUAGAUUAAAAUUUUUGAGUGCAGGCUCGUUUAAUUUAUUUAAGCCUUAAUAGAAAAAUAUUUUGAAUUAUAAUAAUUUAUUUCAUCAUAUUUUAGUUGAGGAGGGUCAAUUUAUUAUUCCUUCAUACUCAGUUGUAAACUUUCACCUUUUUUUACUUCUUAUAACGUACAUAGUAUAAGGUAAUGACUGUGUACUUAAUAUCAAAUCCAUCAAUAUAUUUUUAAAUAAACACACAAGACAUGAGAGUAAGCCAUUCAAUGUAUGGUUGUGUUGAAAUAAAUACAAAUGCCAUUUUUAAUAUGUUUCUGGUCUUAAUUAUGUGUGUCACAGCAUAUGUUUUCUGUUGUAAAUAGUCAUAAAUAACAAAGGG